Molecule: messenger RNA, 1122 nt
Organism: Opisthocomus hoazin
Lineage: Eukaryota; Metazoa; Chordata; Aves; Opisthocomiformes; Opisthocomidae
Source: RefSeq, a predicted model, not a curated record
AUGGGCGACAUCUCAGGAAGCAGAGCGAGCCGGGUGGCAGUUGCAGUUCCUCAGCAGCACUUCUCUGUGAAGCCGGGGAGCUGUGCAGCACGAGGCGAGCCUCCUGCUAUGCCGUUGGAGCGUCCACGGCUUGUGCCAGCUGUGAGAUUCCAGGAUUAUCCCUUGAGCAAGAUGCAGAAUAUGUAGAAGGAAGAUUUCAGCAACAUGAUUGAACAGUAUAGAAACAGCAGUGACUCCUCUGCCUUCACUCACACCAACACCAUGAGUACCAUACUGAUUACUGCCUACUCAGUUGCCUUUGCGGGAGGUGGGAUUGGGUCCAUCACAAUGUUGUUUGUCCUGGUCAAGAUGAACACUCUGUCUGUGACAACUACAGCCAUCAUUAACCUGGUUGUUGUGCACAGCCUCCUGCUCUUCACGGUGCCCUUCCGUCUGCACUACUACAUCAACAAGAAGUGGAUAUUCAAGAUGCCAGUUUGCAAAAUGGUAAGUGCAAUGGUGCACAUCCACAUGUACCUGACCUUCCUAUUCUACGUGAUCACACUGGUGAUCCGGUGGCUCAUCUUCUUUCAAUGGAAGGACAAGGUGGAGUUUUACAGGAAGCUGCACGCCAUUGCAGCAAGCGCUGCCGUGUGGGUCUUCGUCAUGGUCUUUGUGGUGCCAGGCUUUUACUUUGAGUAUGGACGCUCAGGCGAAUACAAUGAAACCACAUGCUUUAAGUUCCACAGAGAGCUACAGCAGGAGAGCGUGAAAGCCCUGAACUACACCAUAAUUGUAGCUGUCACCUGCAUUACUUGUGUCCUCUUGGGCCUGCAGAUUUUCGUCCUGGUAAAAGUGGUGAGAAAACUUUCCACCUCCCUCUGGUCACACCAAGAGUUCUGGGCCCAGCUGAAAAACUUGAUUUUCAUCUGCGUCAUCAUAAUCUGCUUCCUUCCCUAUCAUCUCUUCAGGGCCUACUACAUACAGCAUGUCAAUGAUUUUGAACAGUUAGAAAGCUACAAUGAAGUUUUUCUGAGUCUGACUGCCCUCAGCUGUCUAGACCUGCUGUCAUUCGAGCUGAGCGGGAGCCGCCUCUUCAAGCAGAAGGUGGGCACCCUCCGCAGCAGGCUGUCUUGUUGCUAG